UAAAAAAGAAAAAAGAUUUAAGCAAAAAAAAAAAAAAAAAGAUUUUUUUUAUUAAACUAUCGUGAUUCACGUCUUUAAAAUACGCAUCGAUUACAGUGGGAACAAGCUCUACCAACAAAGUUGGUUUCGCAAAUCAACGUUUGUUUGAUCCAAAAAAAUAAUCUUCAGCGAGAGACAACGGCUUCCAGAACGAGCCGAGAGGACGAAGAAGAGCACGUGUGGACGUAUUUACGUAUUCGACAACGAUGGCAUUAUCCUGAAACGGGCAUGACGCCCUUGGCCUCGAGAUGCGACGAGACUACCACCCUCCUACUGUUGCUGCUACUCGAGCUGGCACCCGGGGCACGUUGCUAUUCGCGCGCGGCCGCAACCUCAGCUUCGUCUUUACCGAGAUAGCAUUUACAGUCCCCGGCGAGGGUGCGAGUGAUGCCGCUUCUCGGCAGCAUUAUGACCAUCGCCGUCGAUAAUCCGACAACGGCGUCCACGAGCGUCUUUGAGGGGAACAUGACGUGGUCUCGACCAGUCACUGGUGGCUCUACGUUUCCGAGUAACGAGGCCCUUUCAACACGUGCGAUCCCGAACGGUAAGCAACAUCGGCGUCCAGCCGUGACAGCUACCAGUGGUCGUGUUAGUCGCCUCCUUGGCGGUAAAGGUGCUGAGAAAGGAUCAAGCAAGAACGCUGCUAAAAACAACGAAAAACACGUUGAGAGAGACGGUAAAGACGAGCGUAACGGCACCACGACGACCGGAAAAGAGGGCGUCGAGGCAAUAAAAAAGGAAGCUUCCCACCGUUGCGAUCGGACUUCAGAAACUCAAAUUUGCGGCAGAAACACCGUAGGCGCGGCAAAGAGUAGUGGGGAAACUGCAUUUACUGGUGAAGAAAAGGGGGCAGGGCUAAGUACUGGGGGUGGCAGCAGUGAACAAAGUGUUGAUAGCAUAGGCAGUACUACCGAUAGUGUAAGUGUGAGUACAGGUAUAUUAAACAGCACGGAGGAGGAAGUCGCGAUCGAAUACGGGAAGGAUUUGUUGCUCUUCGGUUUUAGCGACACAAUGGAAGACGCAAUUAAUUCGUUCAACGAUUCGUUUAACGGAAGCUCCCGCCAUUCCUGGAAUAUUAGUUUGUACAAUAACGAGACUUUAAUUGUUUUUGGGGAGGGUAUGUACCCAUCAGGAUAUACUCUCCCGCAUAUUAUACUGGCGUCUAUCCUCGCGACGCUACUAAUGAUCGUGAUCGUUGUGGGAAAUAUGUUGGUAAUAAUUGCCAUAGCUACGGAGAAAGCGCUCAAGAACAUACAGAAUUGGUUCAUAGCCAGCCUUGCGGUAGCGGACUUUUUUCUUGGUCUCGUGAUCAUGCCAUUCUCGCUCGUUAAUGAGAUCAUGGGUUACUGGAUCUUUGGGUAUUGGUGGUGUGACAUUCACUCUGCCAUGGACGUGUUGUUGUGUACGGCCAGUAUCAUGAAUCUGUGCCUAAUCAGCUUAGAUAGGUUUUGGAGCAUUACACAAGCAGUCGACUACCUGAAGAAAAGAACACCAGCCAGAGCCGCGCUUAUGAUUGCCCUCGUCUGGAUACUAUCGGCGCUUGUUUGUAUACCACCAUUACUCGGAUGGAAAAGACCCACUCCGGAGGAAGAAUAUCCUAAAUGCGAGCUAUCGGAGGACAUCGGGUAUGUCCUUUACUCUGCUCUGGGCAGCUUUUACAUCCCAUCCUGCAUCAUGGUCUUUGUGUACAUACGUAUAUACUUCGCUGCCAAGGCACGCGCGCGUCGCGGCAUCCGGAAGCAGCCCCGUCCACGUGUGGUACCGCCGGAAUCGCCUGACAUCAGGCAGACCAGUUUCACUCAGAGCACACCGGCAACCGACACUAAGAAGCCUCCAGGAUCAGUUAUGGAAAAUGUUGCCACGAUCGAGAACCAGCCGGUUCAGAUACCGAUUGUCACAUGUGACUUCGCUAGUGACGUCAGCACGUCGGAAGCUGAUCCUGGCGGAGGCACUAGUAUACCGAUGGAAGAGAAGGAUACGCUGAAGGUGAGUAUACCGAUACCGGCGCAGAAGAGCAACCUGAAAGCGACCCUGUCGGUGAACGGAGACGGGCAGACAGGAGGUCAGAAAGUGCCGGCAUCAGCAUCGGCAUCGGCGACGGCGGUGGCGGCGGCAGCGGCAGCGGCGGUGGCGGCGCGAUGCCGAGCGCCCAGCGUUGGCAUCGACGUUGACAUGGUGUCCGAGUUUGAUCCCUCGUCGUCGGAUAGUGGCGUGGUGUCGAGAUGCGCGGUGGUAAAACCACUCAAGCUGCGACUGUGCCAGCCGAUCUUCGGGCGCAAGCACGUAGGUAAGUCGAAGAGGGAGCACGCUGAUGUAGGGCGUCACGCGGGCAAGGACGAGUCCGACGGGAAGAUGAAGCAGCGCGAUCCGGAGAGAGAGAAGAGGAGACUGGCAAGAAAGAAGGAAAAGCGCGCUACGAUGAUACUGGGUUUCAUAAUGGGCAGCUUUAUCGCUUGUUGGUUGCCCUUCUUUGUUCUUUACAUCGUCAAGCCAAUCUUUCCUGAUUUCGAAAUACCUUCGCAAGCCUUCGUAAUCGCUUUCUGGCUCGGCUACACCAACUCGGCGUUGAAUCCCUUCAUUUACACAGUCUUCAAUAAGGAUUUCCGCCGUGCUUUCCGCCGAAUAUUGUUUAAGUGAGCAAUACGAUAUAUAUGUCAGUGUCGACCAAGAGGGACGCUAACGAUAAUUAUAAUUAUAUUUUCCGUCCUCGGGGGUAUGAGAGAAUAGUACUCCGAUAGUACUCCGAGGAUGUUUUCUCGAUCGCAUCGCGCAACAUCCGAUCUGCUUCCUCGAGCUAUCCUCGAGAGAAACUUUAAUCAUAAGAGAAAGGUGAAAUUUUACAAUGCCGCGGAAACAUUUGCGAAAGAUGGAAUCGGAAAUGCGGAGGAGUUUACGACAAGGCGAGAAGUUUGCGUUUCAGAUCGAAAAAAGUUUUCCCGCUGAUUUUUUCGGAAUACAAAGCGAGCACUGAAAACUGCAGAAUCGCACGUGUGAAGAAUACGAAUCGAGAAGAGACAGCACACGUCUCUGAAUUCGUAUAUUCCUUCGGAAUUGUUGUUAUCUUCCAAAAAAAAUUGACUUUUUUUGCGACCGUCAAAUCAACGUGCAACUUUACCUCUUUACAAAAAAACGCGAGAUACGUCGCAUUGUAACUCGUAUUUUGGAUACGCGAGAUCCAUAACUGAUUA
Messenger RNA from Trachymyrmex septentrionalis, 3227 nucleotides. It is a transcript of the gene Octalpha2R, whose product is annotated as alpha-2B adrenergic receptor. The transcript has 3 exons. Bases 427 to 2676 code for a protein of 749 amino acids. Gene Ontology annotation, cellular component: membrane. The record is from RefSeq and is a predicted model, not a curated record. Gene Ontology annotation, biological process: adenylate cyclase-activating adrenergic receptor signaling pathway. Lineage: Eukaryota; Metazoa; Arthropoda; Insecta; Hymenoptera; Formicidae. Gene Ontology annotation, molecular function: G protein-coupled amine receptor activity.